AUGGAUGGCGCCGAUCCACUUCCGCCCGUUGGCUCACCGAGUGUUGAACCGGAAACUGCACCUCCACUGAAUCCAUUCGAGCCACUGAUAUUGCGUAUAACCGGUGAUGUGGGUCCUCCGGCCAAGCCACCUACGCCACCCACGGAUAUUUUACGCUGCGGCAAGUUAAUAUCGAGCACUGUGCUGGCGCUUCGCUGUCGUACCGCUGACACGCCUCCCGCACCUGCCACGCCCACCGAAGCUGCACCCGCCACACCGCCGACACCGCCAACCACGCCUCCAACGACGAACUGCUGCUGCUGUUGGCCACUUCUGGCCGGUGAACCCGUUGCCACCACUGCCGCUGCCACCGCACCCGCUCCCGAUCCAGAUAUUAAUCCAGAUCCUGAUCCGACACCUGAUCCCACUCCCGAACCGGCAGCUCCUGGUCCGCCCGGCGGCGUUAUUCCCACAGCGCUGCCACUGCGACCGCGUUGCACCUCCUCGACACUAUCCAAACUGCUCCUUGUGUAA
Drosophila ficusphila is the source of this 513-nucleotide messenger RNA. RefSeq names its product ESX-1 secretion-associated protein EspK-like. Lineage: Eukaryota; Metazoa; Arthropoda; Insecta; Diptera; Drosophilidae. The transcript is spliced from 3 exons. The coding region runs from base 1 to 513 and encodes 170 amino acids. The record is from RefSeq and is a predicted model, not a curated record.